CCCAUAAUCCAUGCAGUUCGUCCGGGCUCACCACAAGUUCCUCCAAUACAUCACAGUCCUCCAGUUCCCCCUGGAGCCACCAAUCGAGUCUCCCCUCGCACUCGCCCAGGAAGUUUUCUUCCAGGUGGUGGUAACGCUGCUUUUUCACCUCGAACAGAAAAUACUGCCACCACCUCAGAGGCUUCUACACCAAACGCUGAUGAGAACACCAAAAGGCUCCUCACUGAUGCUACUGGUUCCUCUUCAAGAACUGGAAAAAUCAGUGCAGGCGCUUCUUCAGCAUCCACCUCCACUUCAAUCGCCUCGUCUCUCGCCACCGUUCGACCAGCACGAUCGGACUCUCCACCAUCUCCACAUCUUGCUCCGGCUCCUGUUGUCUUCGAGGAGAGUUUAAGCACUCUGGCUACAGUUAGACCUGAUGACAGUUUUCCCACUCCUAGUCUCAGUCUUUUACCACCGCCGCCUCCAUGGAAUCAUGAUAAUAAUAAUAACAGCAUGAGCAGCAGUGUAAGCUCAUCUCAAACGGGGGGAGGUAAAGGGAAUAGUGCUGUUCGUCAACUUUUCGUCUGUCCUUACUGCCGUGCACUGCCAACAAUGUGUCGUUGCUCGGCCUCAUUGAAUAGUGCUUCUGAGACUGGAAACAGUGCUAGCUUUGAUGAUAGCGAGGAUGAGAGUGAAAGCACUUAUGCUUUCAGCACUCUGGAUUCGGAUUUUAUUGCUUGGAUGAGGUUGAGUGUGAAAAAUGUCCCUGCAUCACAUCCUUGCUACUCGUCUAGACAAGCUGAGGCUCUGGCUGCCCUUACGAGACAAGAAGUUGUCAAUAUUGUUGCCAUCUUUAAUACUAACCCACUUGGAUUAAGAAUGAGCCUGUCGGAAGAAACGAGUAAAUUAAUAGGGACAAUUCGAGUGUACAUAAAUCUCAUAAAACCAGUGAAGAUGUCUCUUCGCCAGACAAUGCGACACAUGCCCCAACAAGCCCCCGAUUCCCCUGCGGCUGCUGUUCCUGACCGCCUCAUCUCAUUCUUCCUUCCACGUGGAGGUUCUCGCCUUCUCCAACUUUCUGGUUCAACGUCUGCUCAAGAAGUGAUCCAAUGCCUUCUCGAUCGAUUUCAUAUUCAGGAGUCUGCCAACAAGUUUGCACUUUAUGAGCAUACCUUGGAAACUCAGACAAUAUUGUCACGAAAGUUACCCCCAUCUGAACGCCCACUCUCGAUGGUGAUGCAUUGGGUGCGUUCAGCACAAGCAUCAGGCGAGGAAUUCGCCUCUGCCAUCCGUCGUAAGCGCAUCGUUCUUCAGGAAAAUGAAAAUUGGGAAGUUGAUUGGUCAGACUUCACACCGGCAGAGUUGAUGAAUUUCCUUCGAAUAUUGGAAAAGGAAGAAGCUGAGUAUCGAAAUGCUAUAUACUACCAGUAUGGUCUGGUUCGUCAACAGAUAGAGCAACGUAUGGCCCAAUUAAGUGCUCAGGAUCGGCUGUUAGCUGCUCGACACUCGGUUGCCACUUGCCCCCCUCCUCCCGAACAAUUGAUCUGUCCUUCGUCAUCGACCAGCGUCGCCAAUACUUCCAACAAGAUGGAAAUGCAUCAUGCCAGUCUCUGA
Rodentolepis nana is the source of this 1596-nucleotide messenger RNA. NCBI's taxonomy places the organism in Eukaryota, Metazoa, Platyhelminthes, Cestoda, Cyclophyllidea, Hymenolepididae. The record is from the annotation of a GenBank genome assembly.